GGAGAGAUUUGGGGCUGUUUGAUUCUGGUGCUUCAAUCUCCAGAAUUCGGACAGCACCAUUUGUGUUCUAUAGCAAUGGAGGAAUUCAGACAAAUCGGUGAGGUUUUGGGAGGUUUAAGAGCUCUCAUUGUCUUACAAGACGAGCUUCAAAUCAAUCGACGACAGUGCCGUCUGUUGUUGGAUGUCUUCGGUCUGGCUUUCGAUGUAAUCGCCGAAGAGAUCAAGCUGAGCCUGAAUCUCGAAGAAAAGAACUCGAAAUGGAGUCCCCUCGAGGGCCCUUUGCGAGAGCUUCAAAGAAUCUUUAAAGAAGGGGAGUCGUAUGUGAGACAAUGUAUGGACAAGAGAGAGUGGUGGGUUAAGGCAAUUAAUCUCCAUCAAAACAAGGACUCCGUCGAUAAUCACAUCCACAAUUUGCUUUGUCAUUUCCCGGCAGUCAUCGAGGCCAUCGAGAUGGCCGGAGAGAUUGCAGGGCUCAACCAGGAUGAGAUACAAAGGAGGAGAGUUACACUUGCAAGGAAGUACGAUGCCGAAUGGAUUGAUCCGAAACUUUUUCAGUUCCGGUUUGGAAAGCAGUAUUUGAUCCCUCGAGAGAUCUGUAGCCGGUUCGAGAGUGCGUGGAGGGAGGAUCGAUGGAACCUUGUCGAAGCUCUGAGGGAGAAGAAGUGUUCGGAUUCGGUAACGAAAAACCAAGAGCAGCUCGCUGGCUUGUUAAUUCGGAAAAUUAUCGGAUCAGAGGCUUAUAAUGGUAAACUUUUCCCUGGUUCAAUCUUGUACGGAGGGGAUUACCAAGUAAGGCGAAGAUUAGGGGGGCAAUAUAAGGAAAUCCAGUGGUUGGGAGAUAACUUUGUGUUGAGAAGCUUCUUUGGGGAUGUUGAACCGUCGUGUCCCGAAAUCACGACAUUGCUCUCACUUACUCAUCCGAAUUUACUGCAAUACCUUUGCGGAUUUUACGACGAAGAAAAGAAAGAAGUGAUGCUUGUUCUCGAACUGAUGAACAAGGAUCUUGGUUGUUAUUUGAAGGAGAAUUAUGGUUCGAGAAGGCGGAUCUUGUUCCCUCUUUAUGUUUUGGUCGAUCUUAUAUUUCAGAUUGCAAGAGGAAUGGAAUAUCUGCAUUCAAAGAAGAUUUAUCAUGGAGAGUUGAACCCUACUAACAUCUUUCUAAAAGCUAGGAACACCGAAGGCUGUUUCCAAUUGAAGAUCUCGGGUUACGGUUUAUCCGAUGUCAAGCCUCGUUCAUCCCCGAACGCAUCGCCAAGGAGGUAUGAGCCCAACCCUACCAUUUGGUAUGCUCCGGAAGUUAUGCUAGAACAAGAGAAAACAUGCAAUGGCUCCUCCGUUUUUAAGUACUCAGAGAAGGCAGAUGUGUACAGUUUCGGGAUGCUUUGCUUUGAGCUUUUGUCUGGAAAACCGCCAUUCGAAGGACAUGAAGAGAAGAUGAGUAUAAGUAUCAUUGCAGGGGAGAGGCCUCUUUUUCCCUGUACAGCGCCAAAAUAUCUUGUCAACUUAACGAAAAAGUGUUGGCAAACGGAUCCGAAUCAGCGACCGAGUUUCUCAUCAAUUUGCCGGAUUUUGCGCUACAUCAAGAAGUUCCUUGUGAUGAACCCCGGCCAUGAUCAUCCCGAAAUGCAAUGUCCCAUUGCAGAUUAUUGUGAGAUCGAGUCAUGGUUUGCAAAAAGAUUCACUGCAAAUAGGACUUUCAAUCCACUUUCAGUUGCACAAAUUCCAUUCCAAAUGUUUGCUUAUCGGCUCGCUGAGAAAGACCGAACAGUUAUGAACGCAAAGGAUAAAAACAGCGAGUUAACGAGCCAAGUGACCUCUACUUGCAGAGAUGACAAUGUUUCUAUAAUAGAUGAUCCAUCGACAGGAACAAGUGAUAGAACGUCCAUUGGUUCUGAUGUCAAAUCUCGUGGUUCGGAUACCAAGUCUGUUUAUUCGGAUGUCAGGUCAUUCUACAGCGAGGUUCCGGAAAGGCGACCGAUCCAACUUCGUACACCACCGAAGAGACAAAUUUCCACCAAGACUCCAGAGAAGAAAGUUGUAAGCACAAAGAGAAACACUAACGUGAAGGCCAAGAAAAGUCCAGGGGUAUCAAAUGGACCAUCUACUAGAUCAUCGGCAUUGAACCGGGUACAUAGUGCUGGGAUAAUCCGAGAAAACCGCUCGACGUUCGUUUCAGCUUCCUUCACUAGACCCCGGCAUCGAAUGACAGCAGCAACACCAGGCCAUACCUCAGAUUAGCAGCAUUUAAUCAACAUAAUGAACAGGAUUGCCUCAAGAAUUUCCACAAUGCAUAUCGAGACCAAACGGGACAACUUACACAACCAUCGAUCUCGAACCCUGUUUGCAGCGGACGGCAAUCUAGCAGCAACAGCAACAGCCAUUGGCACCCAUU
This is a messenger RNA of Hibiscus syriacus, 2392 nucleotides long. RefSeq lists its product as uncharacterized. Gene Ontology annotation, molecular function: ATP binding; protein kinase activity. The record is from RefSeq and is a predicted model, not a curated record. The transcript has 2 exons. Gene Ontology annotation, cellular component: cytoplasm. Gene Ontology annotation, biological process: protein phosphorylation; signal transduction. Lineage: Eukaryota; Viridiplantae; Streptophyta; Magnoliopsida; Malvales; Malvaceae. The coding region runs from base 76 to 2238 and encodes 720 amino acids.